Molecule: messenger RNA, 3064 nt
Organism: Ceratina calcarata
Lineage: Eukaryota; Metazoa; Arthropoda; Insecta; Hymenoptera; Apidae
Product: putative RNA-binding protein 19
Exons: 12
Coding region: 215-2899 (894 amino acids)
Molecular function (GO): mRNA binding
Source: RefSeq, a predicted model, not a curated record
UUUCCGGCCGAGGGAUAAAUUCUGAGAUCUCUGCUCUUGAUCCAUCUUGAUCUCUCUCAUCUCUGUUUGCCGACAGAACACUCAUCCACGUGUUUAUAACCUCUUUUCAGGUUGAGAAAUAACAAGAAAUAACCUCUAAAGUACAUGUAUGAACGAAAUUUGCACGUGCACCAAAAUAUUCGAACAUUUAGAAAAAGUUCAUCAAUCAUAAAAAAUGUCGCGACUGAUAGUAAAAAAUUUACCUAAGAGCGUUACAGAUACGAAGUUGAGAGAACUCUUCAGUCAAAAAGGUUUAGUGACUGACGUACAAUUAAAAUAUACGAAAGAUGGCAAAUUUAGGCGAUUUGCGUUCAUCGGGUUUAAAACGGAAGAACAAGCUGCGGCGGCUAAAGAAUAUUUUGAUAAAACGUGUAUCGAUACUUGCAGAAUAAAUAUCGAACACUGUGCUAGUCUAGGUGAUUCUUCUAAGCCCAGGUCGUGGAGUAAAUAUGCGCCUGACAGCUCAAAAAAUGUUGCUACUAGCAAAGCCUCUACUGAUACAACGCAGAGUAAAACACAGGAUGAGAAGGAGGAAAAGAAGGAAAAGAAAGAAAAGAAGAAAAAAGAAAAGAGAGAGAAGGAAUCAAAGCAAGAGCUUGAGGAAGCACUGAAAAAAUAUAAAGAUGACCCAUUGUUUGCAGAGUUUCUCGAAAGUCAUGCAGGGAAUAAAACUAUAUGGAAUAACGAUACAGCAUUAACAGAUAAUCUUGAUAAAGAUCAUAACGACAGCGAGAACAGCGAGAACAAUGAGGACAGUGAAACUGAAGACAAGAACGAUGAAGAGGAAGAAGAAAAGAAAGAAGAAAAAAUUGCAGACAAAGUUAUAUCUGAUUUAGAAUAUAUGGAGACGUUAAAAGAGGGGAAAAAAACAGACAAAACUAUCCCUAACGAGAAAAGUGCAUCGAAACAUGGUCCUUUGAAAUUUUUCACCGUAAAAAUUCGCGGCUUAGCAUACAAUCAUAAGAAGAAGGACAUUAAACAAUUCUUUCGUCCACUGAAAGCCAAAUCGAUACGAGUCCCACCAAAGAUCAAGGGAAUCGCCUACGUUGGUUUUAAAACGGAGCAACACUUGAGGAAAGCGUUGCUGAAAAACAAAAGUUUCUUAGACGGAAAACAGAUAUUCGUAAUGAAGUACGAAGGGAAAGAGCAAGGGGUUACCGAAGAACAAAACGGAGAGGAUGGUAACGUUAAAUGGAAGAAACAAGCCGAAGCAUUGAAAAACGAAGAGAGUAUAGCGGAAUCUGGGAGAAUGUUUAUCCGAAAUCUCUCGUACACAACAACGGAGGAUGACGUUCGGCAACUAUUUGAGAAAUAUGGUCUUUUAAGCGAAGUAAAUUUACCUAUCGAUCCGACCACUAGGAAACCAAAGGGAUUUGGUACGAUAACAUUUUUAAUGUCGGAACACGCGGUGAAAGCUUACAGCGAACUAGACGGUUCUAUUUUCAAUGGAAGGAUGCUACAUCUGCUUCCAGCUAAAACGAAACCCGAUCCUAUGGAGGAACACGAUGAGAAAGGAUUGAGUUAUAAGCAGAAGAAGGAGCUGAAAGCUAAAGCGACCGCCGGUUCUUCCCACAACUGGAACACUCUUUUCCUCGGACAGAACGCAGUGGCGGAUGCCAUAGCUGCUGCUUAUAACACGACGAAAGAACAAGUGCUCGAAGAUGGAUCGAAAGGCUUGAGUGCCGCAGUAAAAUUGGCCUUGGGAGAAACCCAGUUGGUUCAAGACGCGAAGAAUUUCUUGGAGGAGAAUGGAGUGUCAUUGGAUGCAUUCAAUCAACUAGCGAAGACGAGGUCAAAAACAGUGAUACUCGUAAAAAAUUUGCCUAUUGAGACACCGGUGCAAGAAAUUCGUGAAAUGUUUGCGCGACAUGGCGAAUUGGGCAGGGUGGUAAUGCCACCUUCAGGCAUCACCGCUUUGGUGGAAUUUUUGGAGCCUUCCGAGGCACGAAAGGCAUUCGUAAAAUUAGCAUAUACGAAAUACAAACAUCUGCCUCUUUAUCUGGAAUGGGCUCCAGAAAAUAGUUUCACCACUCCACCAACGGUGAGGACGAAGGACGAAGCGACUGACAAAAGGAAUACUAAAGAUACUGACGAACAGCCCAAGGAAUCUCCGGACAAUAUAAACGACGCAAACAAGACUAACAAAGAAAAGACCGAGGAUGAAGACGAACCUGAACCGGAUACCACUCUUUUUGUCAAAAAUAUUAAUUUCGCGACUACGGACGAGCAACUAAAGGAGUACUUUGGUAAAUGUGGCCCCCUUCAUUACGCUACGAUAGCAACGAAAAAGGAUCCAAAAAAUCCUGGUGGCAAGCUUUCUAUGGGUUACGGGUUUGUGAGAUACAAAUGGAAAGCCGACGCGGACCGUGCAUUAAAGACGUUGCAAAUGACCGUGCUGAACGGAAAGACUCUGGAAUUAAAACGUUCAGAACGAACACUGACGACUGACGUAAAGAGCGCAAAGAAAACGUCGAAAGUAACGGGUCAAACAGGCACGAAGAUUCUUAUAAGGAAUGUACCGUUCCAGGCCACGGCCGCGGAGAUAACUGAGUUGUUUAAGGCAUUCGGGGAGAUCAAAGCAGUGCGACUACCGAAAAAGAUGGUCGGCGUUGAAAAACAUCGUGGAUUCGCCUUCGUGGAGUAUUACACAAAGACCGAAGCAAAGAAAGCAUUUAAAGCCCUCUGUCAAAGUACUCACUUGUACGGUCGAAGGCUGGUCUUGGAAUGGGCUCAAGCCGAAGAGGGUGUGGAAGAUAUCAGAAAGCGAACCGCGAAACACUUUUACCAAGAAGAAACAGCCAAGAAGAGCAAGAAGGCUACAUUGAACCCUGAAGACGUUGGCUUAGAGGAAGUGUUAUAAGAUUUUGUACAUGACAUUCAUACUUUUGUACAUAACAUUCAUACUUUGUACAUUAACAUUCAUACUUUGUACAUAACAUUUAUACUUUGUACAUAGCAUUCAUACUUUGUACAUAACAACAUACACAAAAUAAAUUCAUUGGUCACGUAGAGAUUCCUUUCGAUA